Colletotrichum godetiae is the source of this 1463-nucleotide messenger RNA. Its product is annotated as NADH:flavin oxidoreductase/NADH oxidase. The transcript has a single exon. The record is from RefSeq and is a predicted model, not a curated record. Gene Ontology annotation, molecular function: FMN binding; NADPH dehydrogenase activity. Bases 192 to 1373 code for a protein of 393 amino acids. NCBI's taxonomy places the organism in Eukaryota, Fungi, Ascomycota, Sordariomycetes, Glomerellales, Glomerellaceae.
CUCGAGUGAGAGAUAGUACUUAAUGGCGAAAGAGACCUCGCAUUGGCUUCAGAGUCAGUUAGAAAUAGACACUUUGCAACGAUUUCUCAAAAGCUGAUUCAAUUGAGUUUCCAAACACCUCGUUAACGUAUCUUAUCCACUUGAUACAUCAACAACAUCAGUCUACCAGUAGCUCAAAUCAUCGAUUCAUCAUGGCAACCUCCCAAAUUACAGAAAGCAAGCUAUUCAAGCCGUUGAAGCUUGGCAACACACAACUAGAGCAUCGCAUUGCCAUGGCACCUUUGACCCGAUACCGAAAUGAUGCAAGCCACGUGGCCAAACCUUUUGUCCCCCGUUAUUACAGCGACAGAGCCUCGACUCCGGGUACUUUGAUUAUCUCCGAAGCCACCGGCACGUCAAUGCCGGAGACAGGAGUGCCACACGGCCCGGCCUUUGUCACAGACGAGCAAGUCGCUGCUUGGGAAAAGGUCAUCGCCGCAGUUCACGAAAAGAAAGGCGUGUGGUUUCAACAAAUUUGGGCACAAGGACGAGCUGCAGACCCAGAGUACCAGAAGCAGCGCGGCUACCGGUUUCGAUCCUCUAGCGCUGUGCCCAUGGAACAGGGCGCAGCCGUCCCGGAAGAAAUGACAGAAGAGGAGAUUCUGCAAGUCAUCCAAGACUUUGCGGACACUGCCAAGAGAGUUGUCGCUGCAGGCGGUGAUGGUGUUGAAAUCCAUGGAGCCCAUGGUUACCUUCUGGACCAGUUCCUCUCAGACUCCGUCAACAAGCGAACUGAUAGAUGGGGAGGCUCCAUUAAAAACCGAGCUCGUCUUCUACUCGAAGUCGUUAAGGCAGUCGUUGAAGUUAUCGGAGCUGAGAAAGUGGCUCUUCGACUCUCUCCGUAUGCAUCUUUCCAAGGCGCAGAGUCAUCUGAUAUCCACGGACAGUACACUUACAUUGUCACGGAACUCAAGAAGAUGAACCUUCCUUUUGCCUAUCUAUCACUCGUUGAGGCUCGAGGCGAUCCUGCCAAGCUUUUGAACACUACGCACGAUCCCAAGAUUGCGCAACAGACCCUCGAUUUCAUCCUUGACAUCUGGGAUAACUUGUCCCCUGUUAUUGUGGCAGGUGGCUAUGGUCCCGAGAGCGCUGCCCAAGCACUUGAAGAGCACUAUGCAAAGUGGGAUAUCAUUGUUGCAUUCGGAAGAAGCUUUAUUGCAAACCCCGACCUUGUUUGGCGCUUCAAGCACGGCGUUCCGCUUACGAAGUACCACCGCUUUUCGUUUUACAUAAGAGGGUCCGAGAUUGGGUACAACGAUUACACAUUUAGUCAGGAGUACAUCGACGCACAGCGCGAAUGGGCUUUGACACAUUUGGCUUCGAACUCGAAGUAGUGCUAGGCUUGUCAUUUUUGGUCUGCUUGUUCCGGGUAGAAAAGCUUCAAGUUUAGAACAAUAUCUUUAGAACGGCAUCUUUUGUAUUCU